Numida meleagris (helmeted guineafowl) is the source of this 2453-nucleotide messenger RNA. It is a transcript of the gene ZMIZ2, whose product is annotated as zinc finger MIZ-type containing 2. Gene Ontology annotation, molecular function: zinc ion binding; SUMO ligase activity. Gene Ontology annotation, biological process: protein sumoylation; regulation of transcription by RNA polymerase II. The transcript is spliced from 16 exons. The record is from RefSeq and is a predicted model, not a curated record. Lineage: Eukaryota; Metazoa; Chordata; Aves; Galliformes; Numididae. Bases 94 to 2319 code for a protein of 741 amino acids.
GCGCAGCCGCGCGCGCACGGCGCCGCCAGGGCCAUCUUGGGCCGCUCGGCACGCGCCGGUGACGCCGUCCCGCAGCGCCCGCCGCAGCGCCCGAUGAACUCCAUGAACCCCAUGAAACCAUCGCUGCCGCCCACACCGCACGGUGAUGGUUCAUUUGCAUAUGAGGCUGUUCCCUGGCAACCGAGCACCAAUCAGCCGGCGGGAUCCCUCUCCGUGGUAACCACCGUCUGGGGUGUCAGCAACACCUCCCAGAGCCAGGUUUUUGGCAGCCCCAUGGGCCCUGGGGGCGGCAGCUCCAGCACCCCACUGCUGCCUGGUGUGGCGGGCGCCAGCUCGGGGAUGAGCUCUCCGCAGUUCCUGGCGCAGCCGCCCUUUGCCGAGCCAGCUCCCACCAAGGGCUACGUGCAGCAGAGCGUCUAUGGCCGCAGCUCCUACCCUGGCGGGCCCGGCUUCGCCCCCAGCUACGCGGGCAGCCCUGGUGCCAUGGGGCUCCCGGCGCACGCCGCCCGCCCGCCCCCCGCCACCGACUUCACUCAAGCGGCCGCUGCCGCCGCCGUGGCUGCCGCCGCCGCCACCGCCACCGCCACCGCCACAGCCACGGUGGCGGCGCUGCAGGAGAAGCAGAGCCAGGAGCUGAGCCAGUACGGCGCGAUGGGAGCGGGGCAGCCCUUCGGCAGCCAGUUCCUGCCCCAUACCGCGCCACGCGGCCCCACCGGCCUCAGCCCCGGCGGCAUGGCCGGCGUCAUGGCCCCCCUGGGCGUGGGGCCCCACUCACUGCCGCUCCACUAUCACCCCACUGACACUCCAUGGCACCCACUGAUGCCCCAUGGAUGGCCACGCAAGGUCCCUGGCAACCCCGCUGCCACCCCCCUCAUGUCCCCUGGCUGUGCCCCUGUCCCCGCAGGGCCGCCCACGGGUGAGGAGCUGCGCCUGACCUUCCCGGUGCGCGAUGGCGUGGUGCUGGAGCCCUUCCGCCUGCAGCACAACCUGGCGGUCAGCAACCACGUCUUCCAGCUGCGUGACUCCGUCUACAAGACACUGAUGAUGAGGCCCGACCUGGAGCUGCAGUUCAAGUGCUACCACCAUGAGGACCGACAGAUGAACACCAACUGGCCGGCCUCCGUGCAGGUCAGCGUCAAUGCCACACCGCUCACCAUCGAGCGCGGCGACAACAAGACCUCGCACAAACCGCUCUACCUGAAGCACGUCUGCCAGCCCGGCCGCAACACCAUCCAGAUCACUGUCACCGCCUGCUGCUGCUCGCAUCUCUUCGUGCUGCAGCUGGUGCACCGGCCCUCGGUGCGCUCGGUGCUGCAAGGCCUCAUCAAGAAGCGGCUGCUGCCCGCCGAGCACUGCAUCACCAAAAUUAAGAGGAACUUCAGCAGCGGGACCAUCCCGGGCACGCCGGGGCCCAACGGGGAGGAUGGGGUGGAGCAGACGGCCAUCAAGGUGUCCCUCAAGUGCCCCAUCACCUUCCGCCGCAUCCAGCUGCCCGCCCGGGGGCACGACUGCCGCCACAUCCAGUGCUUCGACCUGGAGUCCUACCUGCAGCUCAACUGUGAGCGGGGCACGUGGCGGUGUCCUGUGUGCAAUAAGACGGCGCUGCUGGAGGGGCUGGAGGUGGACCAGUACAUGCUGGGCAUCCUGAUCUACAUCCAGAGCUCGGACUACGAGGAGAUCACCAUCGACCCGACGUGCAGCUGGAAGCCGGUGCCCGUCAAACCUGACCUGCACAUCAAGGAGGAGGCGGACGGGCCGGCUCUGAAGCGCUGCCGCACCGCCAGCCCCGCGCACAUGGUGCUGCCCAACAUCAUGGAGAUGAUUGCAGCGCUGGGGCCUGGCUCCUCACCCUUUGCCGCCCCUCCAGCCGAGUACGGUGCGCAGGGCUCCGCGUUCCCGGCCCCUGCAGCCUACCCCGAGCCAUUCCCCCCUGCCGCCCCCGGCACACCGACGCUGGGGGACUUCGCGCCAUCCGCCUCCUUCCCACCUGAGCUGCUGCCCCCUGACAAGCCUCCUGCCGCCCCCCUGCCUGGACAGCUGCCUCCCGCCGGCCGGAUGGAGCCGUCCCACGCUGCCGGUCUGCACACCAUGGGCAGCCCGGCCCAGCACCGCGCUGUGCCCCCCCCGCGGCCCCCGCCGGGCAGCACCGGCCCCGAUGUCACCUUCAGCGCCGCGACGGGGAGCGGGGAUGGGACGGAGCCUGCACUGGACCUGCUGCCCGAGCUGACCAACCCCGAGGAGCUGCUGUCCUACCUGGGCCCCCCCGAUCUGCCCAGCAGCACCAACGACGACCUGCUCGCCCUCUUCGAGAGCAACUGAGGCCCCUCCCGGCCCCGGGGGGCAGCGGGUGGGCGGGCAGCCCCACGGACAGCCCCUGGCCCGCAGAAGCGCAGCGCUGUACAUAUGUACAAACACUACUGCCCCGCUCCAUUAAAACCUUUCUCUCCCGUGGG